This is a messenger RNA of Myotis brandtii (Brandt's bat), 1363 nucleotides long. Its product is annotated as leukocyte immunoglobulin-like receptor subfamily A member 6. Gene Ontology annotation, biological process: cytokine-mediated signaling pathway. The transcript has 7 exons. The record is from RefSeq and is a predicted model, not a curated record. The annotation marks the transcript as partial. NCBI's taxonomy places the organism in Eukaryota, Metazoa, Chordata, Mammalia, Chiroptera, Vespertilionidae. Gene Ontology annotation, molecular function: inhibitory MHC class I receptor activity.
CUGCACAGUUGGAGGGUGAGCGUGUUCCUGCUGAUCUGAGCUCUGCAGCCACAGGUACCCACGUCUUCCUGAAGCGUCUCCAGGGUCCGGGUGACACUGUCCAUGGCUGCUGAUGUGACAACCCUGUGACAGAGAGGACCGGCCUCCAGGUGACCACCACCUGUGCGUCUCUGUGUCCACCCUGCUGGCCCUGUGGCCUCCUCCAUCUGCUCAGCUGAGGCCACAGGGAGAAGACACUAUGAACCCCACCCUCACAGCCCUGCUCUGCCUCGGGCUGAGUGUGGGCCUCAGGACCCCAGUGCAGGCAGGAACCCUGUUCAAGCCCACCCUCUGGGCUGAGCCAGGCCCUGUGAUCCCCUGGGGGAGCCCCGUGAACAUCUCCUGUCAGGGGACCCCAGGGGCACAGGAGUACCGUCUGGAGAAAGAGGGAAGCCCAUCGUCAUGGAAAAUACAGAAGCCACAGGAGCCCAGAGACAGGGCCAAGGUCUUUAUCACACACAUGACAGAGCACGAUGCAGGGAGAUAUCAAUGUCACUACCUCAGCUCCAAAAACUGGUCAGAGCGCAGUGACCCCCUGGAGCUGGUGGUGACAGGAUCCUCCAGAAAACCCAGCCUCUCAGCCCUGCCCAGCCCUGUCGUGACCUCAGGAGGGAACGUGACCCUCCAGUGUGGCUCAGGGCAGGGAUUUGACAGGUUCAUUCUGACUAAGGAAGGAGAUGACAGGCUCUCCUGGACCCUGGACUCACAGCUACAGCCCAGUGGGCGGUCCCAGGCCUUGUUCCCUGUGGGCCCCGUGACCCCCAGCCACAGGUGGAUGUUCAGAUGCUAUGGCUGCUACAGGGACAUACCCCAGGUGUGCUCACCACUUAGUGACCCCCUGGAGCUCCUGGUCCCAGGUGAGUCUGGGAAGCCCUCCCUCCUGACCCAGCAGGGCCCCAUCGUGGCCUCUGGACAAGGCCUGCCCUCCAGUGGUCGCUCUGAUGUCGGCUAUGACAGAUUCGCUCUGCACAAGGAGGUGGGAUGGGACCUCCCCCAGAGCCUUGUCCUGCAGCCCCAGGCUGGGCUCUCUCAGGCCCACUUCCCCCUGGACAUUACCAAUGGCUCCCACGGGGGCCGGUACAGAUGCUACGGUGGAUACAACCUCUCCUCUGAGUGGUCAGCCCCCAGUGACCCCCUGGACAUCCUGGUGGCAGGAGUCGUCCCCAAACCCUCCAUCUGGGCUGACCCAGGCCCCAUCGUCACCAACGGGGGCUCUGUGACCAUCUGGUGUCAGGGGUCUCUGCAGGCUAGUGCCUACGUUCUGUAUAAAGAGAGGGGCUCUGAGCCCGGGGAUACCAGGAUCCCACAGGACUCCAGCAACAAG